Pelagomonas calceolata is the source of this 2375-nucleotide messenger RNA. The record is from the annotation of a GenBank genome assembly. NCBI's taxonomy places the organism in Eukaryota, Pelagophyceae, Pelagomonadales, Pelagomonadaceae.
CGACUUUUUGUGAGUGCGCGGCCUCAUUGCUCGACCGGCGCUGCCGCAUCUCUCUGGAACAGAAGCUGUUUCUUACCGCACGUCGCUUGCCAUCAAAAUUUUGCAGCAGUAAUGGCGCUACGCAUCAAAUCCCUGGCAGUAGCCGCACCCAGCAUCGAGCAGCUCUGCACCAAGUUCGCUGCUAAACUCCAAGAGGCGAAACCGGACGCGCUGCUCUGGCUGACGGACUCGCAACAAACCGCGGCCGUAGCAAAGGUCGCGAGUCGCGCCUGCGCAUCGAUCGGCGCGCGCACGGAUGCAGGAUUGAUUGGCGGCGGCAGCGAAUACUACGGCCCGCCGGGCGCCGAGGCGCGCGUCUCGGCGCUGGCCAUUCAAAACGCCGGCGCCGUGACGCCGUUCUACAGCCCGCCCGAAGGUCUGCCGGAGCUCGACGACUGGGCUUCGUUGGCUUCUGCGCCGCCGGAGCAGGCGCCGCCCUUGUUCCUCCUCGCGGCGCCGCCGGCGAACGCCGCCUUCGACCUCGAGGGCUGGCUCGCGCGCAUGGACAGUGCCUUGCCGUGGUCGAGGAAGGUCGGCGGCGUCGUCUGUUCGGAUCGCCUCUUCCUGAACGACCAAGCUACGGACGGUGGGGUCGUGGGCCUGGCGUUCCGCGACUGCGACAUGCAGGCCGUUGUGAGUCAGGGUGCCGCGCCCUUCGGCCGCUCGAUGGUGAUUACGAGAGCGGACGGGAACGUCGUCCGCGAGCUCGACGGCGGGCCCGUCCAUGAAGUGCUGGAUCCGGUGCUGCAAGACUUCAUGCUCGACGAACCGGGUAAUUUGAUGGUCGGGGUCGAGGUGCCCACGGCCGCCGCGGCCGAGGGCGGGCCCGUGGUCGAGGAGGACCGGCCCUACGUCGUACGACAACUAUUGGGCUUCGACCGCGACGCGUCGGCGCUAGCGAUCGGCGCGGCCCCGGACUUGGUGCGCGAGGGCGUCCGCAUCCGGCUGCACGCGUUUUCCGCCAGUAAUGCGAGAAACGAGCUCGCGAACGCCGCGGAGCGCCUCGACGGCACCACGGGCGGCGGCCUGAUGGUGCCCUGCGUGGGGCGCGGCCCGGCGCUCUACGGUGCCGACGGCGUCGAGUCCGAGGCGCUCGGUCCGUCGUUGGAGCUGGCCGGCUUCUUCGCCAAUGGCGAGAUCGGUCCCGUCGGCGGCCGGACGUUCGUGCACACGUUCUCGACGAGCGUGGGGUUGCUGCGGCGGCGCUAGUGUUGUGGUUAAUGUCGUUGUACAUAGACGCGACGCGUGGCGUAGCCCAAGCGAGGGGCGACCGUCCGGUAGCUUCCUAGCCGUACUAGGCUAGCCCUGGGUGGCGGAUGGACCCGUCAGGCGCAUGCGUAUGGGAAAGUUCUUUCUAGUGUCUUUACAGGCCGCUGCUAACUCACUCCGUCCAUCGUCUUCCUUGCCAUCCAGACUCUCAUCCGAACUCCAGCGGAGGUAACGUAACAAGCAAAGGCACUCCGCAACUCCCGCGGACGCAACGCAACAAGCACAAGCACUCCGCAACUCCACGCGGACGAAAGCAACAACAGCACUCUCACAACAAGACACACCCAGCUCUAGCCAUGCAGAUCUUCGUUAAAACCCUCACCGGCAAGACCAUCACGCUCGACGUCGAGCCGUCGGACACGAUCGACAACGUCAAACAAAAAAUUCAAGACAAAGAGGGCAUCCCUCCGGACCAGCAGCGCCUCAUCUUCGCCGGCAAGCAGCUCGAGGACGGCCGCACGCUCUCGGACUACAACAUCCAGAAGGAGUCGACGCUCCACUUAGUCCUAAGACUGCGCGGCGGCAUGCAGAUCUUCGUCAAGACCCUGACGGGCAAGACGAUCACGUUGGACGUCGAGCCGUCCGACACGAUCGACAACGUCAAGCAGAAGAUCCAGGACAAGGAGGGCAUCCCGCCCGACCAGCAGCGCCUCAUCUUCGCCGGCAAGCAGCUCGAGGACGGCCGCACGCUCUCGGACUACAACAUCCAGAAGGAGUCGACCUUACACUUAGUUUUAAGAUUGAGAGGCGGCGUCAAACAAUUAAAAACGAAGGCCGAGUUCGACGCCGAGCUCGCGGCUGCCGGCGGCAAGCUGGUCGUCGUCGACUUCACGGCUACCUGGUGCGGGCCCUGCCAGAUGAUCGCGCCGCUCUUCGCCGAGCUCUCCGAGAAGAACCCGGACGUCGUCUUCGUCAAGGUCGACGUCGACGAGAACCAGGAGACGGCGGCGGCCUGCGGCAUCAACUGCAUGCCGACCUUCCAGUUCUACAAGAACGGCGCCAAGGCCUUCGAGAUGCAAGGAGCGGACCCGAACCAGCUCACCGCGAAGGUCGCGGCGCUCAAGUAG